This is a messenger RNA of Haliotis rufescens (red abalone), 6940 nucleotides long. Its product is annotated as trichohyalin-like. The record is from RefSeq and is a predicted model, not a curated record. The transcript has 32 exons. The coding region runs from base 205 to 4296 and encodes 1363 amino acids. NCBI's taxonomy places the organism in Eukaryota, Metazoa, Mollusca, Gastropoda, Lepetellida, Haliotidae.
CUGAAUCUUCUCACCCCAACGAGCUCCUGGAGUACCUGACAACGAACUCGUCAAUAGCGCAGGUAUUUGGCAGGACUCCCACUGACUGGCCACCACGGACUGGAUCCCAGGUGGACCUUCGGACAUCUGGACACAUGGAAUAACAGGACACGUACAUUGCAUUCUGGAUUAUGACAGUGGAGUUAUAAGGUGUAGGGAGGCAGGAUGGAUGGGACCGACGCUGAUGGGGAGUGGAGUGACGACGAUGGAGUCAAGUCAGGUUCCGUCACAGCUCUUUCGGACAAUGAACCAGAUGAUAUCCAAACGUCAUUGAAGAUCACCACGACAAUCACAACGUCACCAGGCAACCACAAGAUAGACCCUGUUCAUGCGAUCCUAGACAAGAUAGAUGCCGAGCUGGGAGCUAUAGCAACUGCCAACAAUAUCACUACCUUCAGUCAACCCCAAAGUGUCAAAAUAUCUCCUUUUCCCACUGUGGACCGAUUCCGGCUUGAGGCCCAGGGUGUGGUGUUUGACACCACUGAUGAGCUGAAUCAACGGGACAAGCUAGUUUUAGGUCACAUACGUGGGGGGAGCUCCGACCGGGAUACAGGUGUUGGAACAGGAAGUGUACAGGAUGAUGCUGGCUCGGAACACAAGAGGAUUGUGGGCAGUGCUCAGGUUUACAGCGAUGUAGGGAACCUGACCGAUGUCCAUACAGAUGGUAGGAGAGGAGCCAAGCUAGCAGCGCCACUGGAAGACGACCACCGUGGCGAGGAUGGCCACAGCGACCUUGACUCCCUGGCCGCCCAGCAGAUAGAUGAGAAGUUCAAGGAGAUCAUGCGCAAGAAGCGAGGUGGUUAUCUGGAUGACUUGAAAGCCCGCAUACCCAGACCAGGUAGUGACCGUGACACGGUCAACUCUGAGGAGGGGGUGGUCACUCGGCCGACAGGUCCAGCCGACCUGCCGCCACACCCAAAUCACGUGUCAGUCUUGAGCCGGCCACCCAAACUCAAACACCACUUGCCUCGUCCCUACACAGGUUAUGCCAGUGACUUAGAAUCUGUAAAAACUGAGGAUUUUGAAAGUCGUUUUCAGGAUCUAAUGAUUGGCCAAACUUCGAAGGAUACAUCCAGCAAGUUAAAAACUCUUUCAAAAAAACUUGCGAAUCGAGAAUCGCGAGAAACCCAGGUGCAAUCAAAUAUGAACCACAGUGGUGGUUUCUCAUAUCCUAAACCAACUGAGGAAUCAAAAAGUUUCCCUUUGGCAAGAUUAUUCUCAAGUUUUCAAAAUAAACCUGCAAAUGAUCUGACGCUAAGGAAGUCUCCCUAUAGUUCCUUGCCAGCACCCGACUCCAGGAGUACCACCGAUAUUAUCAAACUGCCACGCCCUCGAAGUGUUAGUCCUGCCAGGUUAAGGCCUGAGAAGAGAAUUGUGAGCGUGUACGAGGAGGACAGUGUGGAUGAGACUUGUCGUGAGAUCGAGCGAGAGACGGCGAGAAUACGGCAAGAGAUGGAACGAGAGAGGAGAUCGCACUCAGUCUCCCCAACCAACCAUCUCCGAAGUUCCAGCACCUCUCCAGUCCGAGCUGGCCCUAUAGGAGUGAGUUCACCUGAGACUAUGAGGAAGGUGUACACCACGAGCCGGGAUGGAGCAGGGAAGAGGCAGACACAAGCUGAGGAAGAGGAGAGAGAGGUGCUGACACAGGAGAUUAAGACACUCCGCCAGGCACUCCAUGCAUCUCGGCUGGAGCUGAGGGAGGCGGAGACAUCGCUCAAAGGCACGCGAGAGAAGUCUGAGGAUGCCCGAACCCAGCUGAUGCUGACGGAGUUCAAGCGCACGACGGCCAUGAAGGACCUGGAGCGGGUCAUGGAGGACAUGGAGAGGAAGAAGAACGAAGCCAGGAACUUCGAGAGUCAGAUCAAGGUGAAGCAGGGCGAGGUGCGGGACAUCCAGUCUAUAGCAUCAGUCAAGGAAGAGCUCCGGGCAGUACAGGAAGUGAACUCGGACCUGCGUGUGAAGGUGCGGAGUUCGGAGGGCAUGCAGUUGGAGCGGGACGAGCUGGUCCGGCAGCUGGAACAGACCAAGGACGAGCUGUUCAAUGAGCAGAAGCAGAGUCGGAUGCAGAAGGAAGAGCUGCAGGAUGAGGUGGAGACACUGAUGGGCAGGAUGGAGGAGACCCAGGGGAGCCAGGACGAUGUCCAUAACAAACUGAUGUCUCUGGAGGCUGCCUACAGAACAAUGGAAAAAUGCAAGGAUGAAAUUAUACAGGAGAAGAGUCGUGAACAGGAGGAGAUGAAGACGCGGUACAAGCGCGAGAGUCGGGAGAACAAGCGUAUGGCAGAGCAGGAGAAGAAGGUGCUGCAGCAGGAGGUGCUGGAGCUCAACCACAAGUUGGGGCAGGUGCAGGAUGAGCUCAACAAGAAGGACGACAGCGACCUCAGAGUCAGAGAUCAGCUGAUUGAGCUGCAGCAGGAGCUGGCCAAGGAGAAGGAUGCCCGUGACGCCAUCGCCGAUGACCACAAGCGAGUCCUCCAGACUCUCAGGAAAGAAACGUCUGGAAAUAUUUGGAAAGACUGUGCGAUUAUGAAGCUGCGUGAGUCGAUGUUUCUGGAGAAGCAGCAGGCAUUGGAGAUGUGCCGGUCAGAGAUGGAGCAGGAAAAGAGAGAUGCUUCCAGCAGAGCGGAUGAGCGGAUGUCGGUCCUCAUGGCUGAACACUCCACCCUGCUGGCUGAGAAGAAUGAGGAGGUGUGUCGACUGCAGGACCUCAUCAAGGGGCUGGAGGAGGAGAGACAGCAGACGGAGUUCAAGGUCCAGGAGGAGAUAACUCUGCAGGUGCGGGAUGCAGUGGGACGAGAGCGGCAGGUUCUGGAGACUGAGAAGGAAUGGUUCUUGCGUCGUGAGAAGGAGGCGAUCACAAUGGAAACAAAGCAGAGGCUAAAUGAGCUGACAGUGGAGGUCGCAAGGGAGAGACAACUCAAGGAGGAUCUCCUGCAGCAAGUUCAGGUCCUCAGGAAUGAGCUGGACACACAGAGGCAUCAGAACCGUCAGGCCACCAAGGACAAGGUGUUUGCUGUAGCUCGGGCCAAGGACAUGGUUCGCGACCAAAACAGUGCCGAGCUGGAGAGAAUCAAGGACAAGGUCAAACAGGACAACCAUCGGGAGAUGGAACGACUGCGGGAACAGAUCAAAUCGAUGGAGGAGGAGGUUCGGCAGCUGAAGGCGGAGAAACAACAGAUGAACCGCUCCGAGCGGGACACCACGUCAGCCCUGGAGCGUGCCGAGAGAACGGUGGUCAACGAAGUGAAUGAGGAGUGUCGCCGGAGUGCUGGCGUGCUUGGCAUUGCACCCAGAAGAGUCAAUCAGGGGAGUGUUAAUGGCACCAGCAGCCCUGUUCCCUUCAGCAGCCUCAACUCAGGCAAAUAUAGGACACCCAUCACUGUGGCGCUGGCUAACCUGCGGGCCUGCAACGAGGAGCUGCGGGGUCACGUGGCUGACCUGAAGCAAGAGCUGGAGACUCAUCGCAGCCUGCUGCAGAAGACCCAGAGAGACAAGGAUGAAUCACUAGACAACCUUAGAAGAGAUUUAGAAAAAGAGAAGAAUAUAGAAUUAGAAAGUUUAAAAGAGCGAUUAUUUAGGGAUCAUGUAGAUGAGACUAACAAAGCGAGCCUGCUGCGCCAGGCCCCCACUGACAUCAUUGACAUGAAGAGAAAUAUACACCACUGGAAGGAGGAGACAACCGAUAAAUAUGUCCGCAAAUUUGAGGAGGAGUUGAACAAACAACUUGAAAUACAACAGCGACAGCACUGGAACAUCCAGCGUGAACUGCGGGAUCGGAACGAGCGACAACAGAAGGAGAUCGAGAAACUAGAGAAGGAAAUUCAUAAAGUGGCCUUGACUCAAGAUCGGUAUGUUAGCCCCGUGAGGAGCACCCUCCAACACAAGUUCCAGGGAGAUAACUCUCUACAAAGAUCCAAAUACUUCUCCACGGCUUUGUCUGUGCCUGACUUGUCCAACCCAGCCCACUACAGACAGACACAUUCUCGCAGCGUAAGUCCAACACGAGAACAUGUUGUGGUUACCACCCUUGAAGAGCGGUUCAAGACAGCGGAGAAGGACGCGGCUCUGGCGGAGCAGCACACACGACAGAACCAGGCGGCUCUGUCACAGAAGAUGACGGAGAUGAAUAAACUGCAGAACACACUGUCAAAUCAAACCAAGGAGCUGAUGGAUCUGGAGCGUGCAUACAGCCACCUACAUCGGCAGUACAACCAACGGCCGUCAUCCCCAACCCGCAUGUUUACUGCCUCCAGAUAGUUCUCCACCAACCAUACAACCAUUGUGAUACAAUCUCUACACCCUUCCUGUAGCAGUCUGUCUUCAAGCCAGCCAACACCUGCUUUAAAUGUUUCAUCUACCUGGGACUUCACAUUGCUGACUGUACUCCAUACAGUGAUAUCAGGCAGCACUCUAGUUAUCGUGUUAGUAACAGAUGCAGUGUGAAGGAGCUGUAGUGGAAAGGGAGACAACUUCUACUUCCUGAUUUACAUGUUAUAUUUGUUUAGAUUCUUAUAUAUCAUUUCCUUAGUGUCCAUUGUUAUAUGUCUUAUUAGGGAAUAUCUUGUGAUGUUGAAUACUCAAGACACACAAGGAGUUUAUCGUGUAUCAUUUGCCCAAUUUCGAAAGCAUAGUCUUGACAUGCUGAAUCCAGGUAGGGCUAUUUGGUAGCAAACAAUGUUUCAAUUCAAGUGCAGCUGGCAGGGUGCCCUAUCACAAAAGCGUAGUGCUUUUAUUCCUGAUCUUCAGCAGUGCUAAACGAUAUCAAACCAACUUCUUCUAGAAAUGAAAAAGAGUUGAGUGUUUUUGCAACUUGGCCCCAAACUCACAUACAUAGGAGUUAUAUUCACUCCAACAUUUUGAACUGUAAUGUUUCAAUACAAAUGUCCUUGCACUGAUAUGAUAGUAUACACUGUCUGUGUUGUCAUAGGUUCCAUUGCUGUAACUUGUAGCCAUUUCUAAUUUUCUAUUAGUUCUAGGAAGUCAUGCACUAACAUUAUUUAAAGUUAUACAAAACAUAUUUAUCAUCUCAAAGCCUUUGAAUACCAUAUUUGCCUUUAAGCAACCUGCUUCAAUAAUCACUCACUGACUCACUUCUAGACCUACAUGAGCCAAGUAAUCGUGUUUACAUGGCAUCUGUUACUUGCCUGUGAGAAGACACAUAUUGUAUUGAAGAUACAGCUGUGUAGAUGGGAUGCAUAUUAUUCACACAGACAUUGACUUUUUUCCAAAAGGGAACACAUCAUUGUGGCUUGUUACACCAGAAAUCUCAUGUCAACAAAUUCAUUGUCAGUUUCCAGGGUGGUUAUUAAUUAUGACAAAUAUGGUAUAUUCUGUGGUUUCUAUGCUGCUAUCAUGACAUGAACUCCGAAGAUAAAGAAGUUUAAUUAGAAAAAAAACUUGUGGAAGCCUGUUAACAUUGCCUUUAACAGCAUUGCAGCCAUUUAUUUGGAUAUUUGUUUCCCUUACAACUAUGCAUAAAGCUAACUCAUAAAUUGUAGACAUAAUAUAUGUAUAUUCCUUUUUGUGUUACAAAUUCAUCAUAUUCAUUAUUUGACAAAGUAAUUUUUCAUUUGCCUUAAAUUAAGUCCAAUGUUUCUUAUCAACUUAACACGUAUAGUACUAACUAGACUAUAAGUUUGUAAUUAUUUGAAGAACUACCAGCAGUAUUAUUGUUUGGACAAAGCUGAAAUCAGUUGUCUAGCAAGCAUGACGCCUGAUGCAGUAUUAAAUGUACAGGAGAAUUUGGUUUGUGGUUUGGCUUCUUAGUGUUUGAGCGUUUGUAGUUUUGUUCGGCUUUGGAGAAAAUUAUGUAACCCUACUCCUUAUGUUAGCAUUUGGAAAAGCAUGUCACUUAAUAUAAGACUGGGAAAAAGCAAUGAUUAUUCAAUAUUAUGUUAUAUUCCAUAGAUUAUGGAGGCAAAAUAUGAUAUUAAAUCAUCUGGACAAGAAACUUAAGAUAUCUGUUACGUCUUGACUUGAGGAACAGGGUUCUGGGCGGUUUGUUAUAUCUGCUACAUCAGGUCAAUAUCACUUCUAGUUUUUUUGGCCAGGCAAUUAACAUGGUUGUCAAAAGUUUAAUGACUGAAAAGACAUUCUGAGAAACAACAGAAGUUUUCAGGAUGGCAUUGUCUGUUGAUACUACUAGCUCUAGUUCCUCAGAGAAAUUCUGGCAAUGAGAGAAAUUACAGCCAGUUAGUUUUGAAAAAAACUUAUUUUAGCUGACGUGUUUUUUUCCCAUUUUUCAAAAGGUAUUGAUUAUGUAAAACUUGCAAAUUGAAAACAUGUUUAUGAAAUAAGUUUAUUUCAAACAAAAGUGAACCUUUUAUCUGUCCAGUUUGAUAAUUAUUUUGUUAUUUAUGGCAAAUUGUUGUACAGUGAGAUAAGAAUGAGUCACACAUACACUUUCCAAGUUCCAUAUUUCCAAACUAGCUAUCCAUAGGGGGUCUAUAUGUGACCAACUUGAUGAAAUGGAUGAAGUAUUUAUUGAAUAAACAUCAGACACAUCAUUCAGGCACAUGGUAAAUACAUAUAUCUUCUUAUACACAUCACUCUGUAGCUUGAGAAGAACUUGCAUGAAAGUGCAGCAUUUAUAUAUUAUCAACAUACUUAUCCAAUCAGUAUCCGUCCAUCUAGAAGUGAUGUCAUAUAGACCGAGCUGUGAUAAUGUGUAUAGCCCCCUGCUGCUGUAUCCUAUAUACUUGUAUAUUGCAUUUACUCUGAAAUCAACUCUGAUCUGUGAUGUCUCAAGUCCGUCCAUCAGUCAGACAUAUACUCAUGUUGAUAAUCCUGUGAUUGUAACCUUUAAUAUAUAUAUAUAUAUAUGUUGAAAUAUUGUUGUAUAUGUUUCUUAUGUGUACCUAUAUGUAUAAUAUACAUGUAAAAAUAAAUCAGUUUAAACAAA